Acanthopagrus latus (yellowfin seabream) is the source of this 3306-nucleotide messenger RNA. RefSeq names its product kinesin family member 20A (gene kif20a). The transcript is spliced from 19 exons. Bases 210 to 2933 code for a protein of 907 amino acids. Gene Ontology annotation, molecular function: plus-end-directed microtubule motor activity; microtubule binding; ATP binding. The record is from RefSeq and is a predicted model, not a curated record. Gene Ontology annotation, biological process: mitotic spindle assembly; microtubule-based movement. Lineage: Eukaryota; Metazoa; Chordata; Actinopteri; Spariformes; Sparidae. Gene Ontology annotation, cellular component: nucleus; spindle microtubule.
GCGCAUUGUUCAAAAACGAAACGCAGUCAGGUAAAAGAACUCAGCUGAGGCUCAGAGUGCCUCGAAACCGAUACGAAGCGGUGCGCUAGUGUUAGCUAGGUCCAGGGUACUUUUACUCAGCUGUGACACAGUAUUCACAGUUUUAUAGUCAAGUUCUUCAGCUACCGGAACACCGGCGCUCAUUGGCAUUUCUGAUAUUCGAGGAAAUCAUGGCGCUGUGUUUGUCCCCGGGUGGAUGUCCCUACGAUGAGGAUGAGGAAAUAGCUGUGUUUGAGUCUACUGCAGCAGAGCAUGGAGGCCCGUCCAGACCACGUCUGCCUGAGAUCUCGGUCAUCUCCCCUGGCCUGGACACCCGGCCAUCCAUUAUAGAACCAAAACUUGCAGUUAAACCUGCAGCGGUGAGACAAGGCAGCAGCGGUGAUGGGAGUUCAGAGAAGGUGCAGGUUUUCCUGCGCAUCCGGCCACUUACUGACACAGAGAGAGGCAGAGGAGAAGAACAGGGUUGUGUGGCUGUCCAAGAUGAAGAAACGCUGAUGCUCAAAGCUCCAAAAGAAUCUCAGAACAUGAGGACCGCAGAGAGGGGUGUCACCCAGAGCAUACACAAGUUCAGCUUCUCGAAGAUUUUUGGACCAGAGACAACACAGCAACAGUUUUAUGAGUGCACGAUGAAGAAGAUGGUGAAAGACGUGCUUCAAGGAGAAAACAGACUCCUCUACACUUAUGGUGUCACCAAUUCUGGAAAGACUUACACUAUUCAGGGCAUUGGUCGAGAAGCAGGUCUCCUGCCCCGGGCUCUAGCGUCUCUCUUCAGGAAACUGCAGGGUCGUCUGUAUGGUGCCAUGGACCUGAAGCCUGUGAUGUAUCAGGAUGUGAGGCAGCUGGACGCUGGUGAGGUCAGGGUUGAGGAAAUCCGCAGAAACUCUCUGCUCAAAGAGGAUGAGAAUCAGAGUUCUCGUCGGGGUGGCACCACUACAAUCUGGGACAGUGGGAUCGGGGGUCUCUCAUGUACAAGCAACAUCGCCACCCAGCUCGAAGACACUGACAGUGUUUGUCUGGAGCCCGACAGCCUCUCACACAGUGGAGGAGAUAAUUUGGAAGAAGGAGUGCAGUUUUCUAUCUGGGUGUCCUUCUAUGAGAUCUACAACGAAUUCUUGUAUGAUCUGCUGGACGCUUCACCCGCUCUGCAGCCCAGGAAAAGGGCCACACUGCGGCUUAGUGACGACAAGCAGGGCAACCCCUAUGUGAAAGACCUUACCUGGAUCCAGGUCCGUAGUGCUGAGGAAGCCUGGAGAAUUCUGAGGGCUGGACGUCGGAACCAGAGCUUCGCCAGCACUCAGCUCAACCAAAACUCCAGCCGCAGCCACAGCAUUUUCUCAAUCCGCGUCCUGCAUGUCCGCCCAGAGGCAGCCAUGCACAUCAGCGAACUGACUGUGUGUGAUCUGGCUGGGUCUGAACGCUGCAAAGAGCAGCAUAAUGGAGAGAGGAUGAAGGAGGCCAACAACAUCAACACCUCCCUUUUAACUCUGGGACGCUGUAUAGCUGCUCUGAGACACAACCAGAACAACAAGUCACGACCUCCUCAAGUGGUGCCCUUCAGAGACAGCAAACUGACCCGGGUCCUGCAGGGUUUCUUCUGUGGUAGAGGAACCUCCUGCAUGGUGGUCAACAUCAAUCCAUGUGCCUCCAUCUAUGACGAGACCCUCCAAGCCCUCAAAUUCUCAGCUAUUGCUACUCAACUGGUCCAUGGUCCAUCCACAAAGACCAGGGUGGCUUACAUCCUGUCCCUGCUGCGCGACCCAGCAGGAAUCGUUAAUGACAGCACGCUGAUGGAAGAUGACGAGGAUGACAGUGAUGUUGAAGAUGGAGAUAUCACCAUGUUAAACACUGAGGCUUUGCUGCAGGCCAUUGAUGUCCUGAAGAAAGAGGUGCAGCGCCAGCGGGAAGAGAAGGAGGUGCUUGAGGCAAAUGUGAGAGAGCAGGUGGUCUCUGAGAUGCAAGAGAUCAUCUCUGAGAUGCAAAAUGGCUUCAGAGAGACCCUGGAAGCAGACAGGGCUCUUAUCGAAGAGAGGUAUGAAGACAAGAUAGAUAACAUUCAGAAACAUCUGAAGAAGUUCUACAGUCAGGAGCUGAAGGAGCGAGAUCAGGAGAUUGAAGCUUUGUCUGCCGCCCUUGAUAAACGAAGGGAAACGGAUUCGGUGCCGGUGUCCGUGCCACAGGCCGACUCUGAGGGGCCUCGACGAUCUCGGCGCAUCACAAGUAACUCAGAAGCCAACAGGCUACGCAGUGAGCUCGACCAGUGUCGCGCUGAGCUGCUCACAAAGUCACACGAGCUGAUAAAGCUGAAGAUGCAGCUGGAAGUCCCAGGUUCAACUGGCACCCUCACCUCUGCUGCUGACCGCAAGCUCGAGGAGGGUCAAAGGAACUUGCGUCAGCUGCGUAUGGACCUGCAGAGGCUCGGGGCGGGCCUCCAGUCCGGUGAACGAGCCUGCUGUCGCAACACAGGAGGGGAGAGGCUGCGGCAGGCAUUAACAGCUGCAGACGAGACACUCGCCAAACAGGACCAGAUCCUGUUGGAGCUCCAGAACGGCCUGAUGCUUGUCAAAGCUGACUUAAGGCGGAAAGCAGAGACCCUGGCCCAGACCCAGGCUCUCCGCCCUCAGCUGCCCCCCUCAGGUUCUGAUACCUCCACCACAGCAUCCUGCAAGAAGAGGGGCUGUGGGGCCGCUGCACCAAGUGACACUGAGAACCGACCUCCGCAGAAACGGCCCUUUUACCAGUCCCUGUUCCCGUCGUGUACCCCCACACGUAAAUAUAACACUCGUGCUGUUGAGGACGCAAACAUUACCCCCUACUCACGGAUCCUGCGGUCUCGCCAGCAGUCUCCGCCUCGCAGCCCUGCCCCCACCCCUCGUAGUCUCAGGGGGAAGUACUGAGCUCUUUGGAGCUUCAGUCAAAGUGUCAGCUUCUUGAUAUUAUGUAAACAGCUAUAUUUGCCGGCAACUUUAUAAUGUUUUUAUAUUUUGUAUAUAUUCACUUUUUGCAGUGCGGUUUACUCACUGUUGUCAUGCCAAAUACAUUUAGGACAUUUAUGCCAGUGAGGAAAAAAAAGAGUGUUGCUUUAAGAUAGAGUUGCAGUGUGCAUGCUACUAGGAGAAUUGAGGUGCUCUUGUAAAGCUUCUUAGUGACUAAUGGUUAUGGCAUGAAUAGUUCAUGUGUGUGUAAUUAUCCUUUCCUGUCUCUGCAACGCUUCACAUGACUUUGCUGUAAGCAGUCUUCUGUUUUCCACAAUAAAAUCAAUGAAAACAU